AUGUCUCCGCUUGCCGAUAUCUACGUCGUCAUCUACCAAAAUAACGGUCUAUAUAACCACUGGAGCCUCUUCAUCGACGGUCCCACGGAAGAGGAGAAAUUGCUUCUCCACAUCGAGGGACGUCCCCAGCACUUCAGGUUCGAAUCUAAAUAUUCGAAUGCGCACAAGUCGGCAAAAGUCUUGGAGAUGAUCAAGAUGUGUCGGGUGGCUGUCUCUAAGACAGCUGAAAUUGAGAAGAUUGCCGAAGAACAGGAGGUUAAGAAUCAAUACGCCGGCUAUAACUGCCAGGAUUAUAAUAUCGAGCUUCUCGAUCGAUUGGAAGAAUGCGGGCUCAUUGAUAGAACCGACCCGGACUAUAAGGAGAAAAAGGAACUGGUCAAGAGUAAACAGAAAGGAUUAUUCUAG
Messenger RNA from Aspergillus sclerotioniger CBS 115572, 405 nucleotides. RefSeq lists its product as uncharacterized. Lineage: Eukaryota; Fungi; Ascomycota; Eurotiomycetes; Eurotiales; Aspergillaceae. The transcript has a single exon. Bases 1 to 405 code for a protein of 134 amino acids. The record is from RefSeq and is a predicted model, not a curated record.